Messenger RNA from Paramecium primaurelia, 1344 nucleotides. The record is from the annotation of a GenBank genome assembly. Lineage: Eukaryota; Ciliophora; Oligohymenophorea; Peniculida; Parameciidae.
UUAUGCAAGCAACAAGUGACCAAGUAUAUAAAAAAAAAUUUACUUUUAGCAGGCUUUUGUAUCCUUAGAAAACUAUGAUGAUAUAGAUUUAAUAAGAAGCAAGUUCCCUCCUUUAGCAAAUAUCAAUAUUGAUCAUAAUUUAAAUAAUUUAAAGGACUGCAGAUUCUUUAUAAUAAGAACAUAAGGAGAAGAUAAUGUUCAUAGAGCUAUGAAAUAUGGAAUUUGGACAAGGUAAUGUAUAAAUUUAGGAAAAGCUCUUCUCGAAAAAAUGAAAGAUUAGAUGAGGCAUUCAGAAAUAAAAAGGAAGAUGUUUAUUUAUUCUUUACAGAAAUAAAUAGUAUGUGUUUUAGUGGAAUGGCUAAAUUAACAUCUGAAUUUAAUGCAAAAGCCCAUUUUAAAUAUUGGUUAAUUGAGAAUAAAUGGUUUGGGACAUUUCAGAUUUAAUGGGUAUUAGUUAAUAUUAUUUCAUCUCAGCUUUAUGUCAAAGAUAUACCAUUUAAACAUUUUGAUGAAAUUAAAUAAAUCUAAAAAUUAGAAGGUAGUGAAGAAACUUUAAAGUCUGUCUAUGAUCUAAUUGAUUGCACUGAACUGACUGUAGAUAAUGGCAUUAAAAUGGCAAGAAUUUUCUAAAUGGAAAAGACAAAUAAGAGUUUGUUUGAAGAAUUUCCUUAAUUGGAUAAAUUGGAAGUAUUUGAAAUAUAUAAAUUUAAGUUUUAAAGUAGAUAGGAAAGAACCAAUAAUAUAAGAUUUGAGAAAAAAUUUUAGGAAUUAUCAGCAGUCUUUGAAACUAUACCAUUCUCUUUUUCUGUAGCUUCAUAUGAAAGGAAAAAAACAAAUAGAAAAGCAUAAGGCUCUUAUUACUAGUCUCAAUAUGGCUAAUAAUUUUACUAUCAAUAACCUUAUCAAUAAUAUUAUUAGUAGCCAUUUGUUGGUAUAUAAUAUUUUAUAAAAUUAGGAUAUUAAUUCUAAUAAACUCCUUAAUAUUGGUAAUUUAAUAAUGGAUUUUAUUAAAAUCAAUAUUAAUAGAACUAAUAUAACAAUAAUAAUAAUAAUGAAUAAGGUUUCAACAAACAAUAAUAAUCAUAUGAAAAACAUCAACAUUUAUAAAAACAUUAUUCAAAUUAAUAAUAGCAAUCAAAUACAGUCUCUUAAUAAACUCAAUAAAACACAAAUUAAGAAAGUAAUUAGAAUGUUUAGAGUGUUCCCUUAGAAUAAAGAUUUCAAAUAAAUCAUUAAUAAUUACAAAAGAAAGGAAAGUUUGAUAAAAAUAGAAACAAGAAUAAUAAAGAUAAUAUAUAAUAUGUAGAAAAAAAUUCAACAGAAGCUCCUGUAUAAAAAUAUUGA